Messenger RNA from Aspergillus wentii DTO 134E9, 519 nucleotides. Its product is annotated as putative mitochondrial genome maintenance protein Mgm101. Gene Ontology annotation, molecular function: single-stranded DNA binding. The transcript is spliced from 2 exons. Gene Ontology annotation, cellular component: mitochondrial nucleoid; mitochondrial chromosome. The record is from RefSeq and is a predicted model, not a curated record. The annotation marks the transcript as partial. Gene Ontology annotation, biological process: recombinational repair; interstrand cross-link repair. NCBI's taxonomy places the organism in Eukaryota, Fungi, Ascomycota, Eurotiomycetes, Eurotiales, Aspergillaceae.
GAAGAGAAAAUCGACUGGACUCGCUCCUUCCACGGCCUCAGCGCUGCCCCCUUCCCCAAAGAAGCCGCCGAUAUCCUCCUCGCCGAGACAGACCCCGAAGAAGUCGAGAUCAAGCCCGAUGGGAUCCUCUACCUGCCCGAGAUUAAGUACCGGAGGAUUCUGAAUAAGGCGUUUGGACCAGGCGCGUGGGGGCUGGUGCCGAGAAGUGAGAGUAUCGUUACACCCAAGACGGUUACGAGGGAGUAUGCGCUCGUUUGCCAUGGACGACUUGUCUCGGUAGCCCGCGGUGAACAAGAUUAUUUCUCGCCCGACGGUAUCCCCACCGCAACGGAGGGAUGUCGAUCCAAUGCCCUGGUGCGCUGCUGUAAGGAUCUCGGCAUCGCCAGUGAACUGUGGGAUCCACGAUGGAUUCGCAAGUUCAGGGCCCAGUAUACCCGCGAGGCAUUUGUGGAACAUGUCGUGAACAAGCGCAAGACGAAGAUUUGGGUGAGAAAGGAUGAUCAGGUGUCUUAUCCCUGG